AUGUCGUGCCCAUUGGAAGUGACGGGGCAGACCCGAGUGCUGGGUCGGGCGCACCUGUCUCACCUGCCGCAGCGGCCGCCGGUCAACCUGACCUUCCAGGACCUUACCUACACUGUUGUCAACGGGAAAACUUCGAAGAUCAUUCUGCGGAGCAUCAACGGGGAGUUCAAGUCGGGACAGCUGACUGCGAUCCUGGGACCUUCGGGCGCCGGCAAAAGCACUCUACUCAACAUACUCGCAGGUUACAGAGUAUCAGGCGCUGGUGGCACAAUCUGCACGAAUGGCGAGCCGCGGAAUCUCAAACAAUUCCGGAAGCUGUCCCGGUACAUCAUGCAGGAGGACCUGCUGCAGCCGUUCAUCACGGUGCAGGAGGCGAUGGCGAUAGCAGCUGACUUGAAGUUGGGAUCGGUUAUCAACAAGCAGAAGAAAGCCGUUGUGGUAGAUGAGAUAGUUCAACUGCUAAGACUGACGAAAGCCAGACACACGGCAACGGAGAGGCUUUCGGGUGGAGAGAGGAAGAGAUUGUCCAUAGCUCUGGAGUUGCUGAACAAUCCUCCGGUCAUCUUUCUUGAUGAACCUACCACUGGUUUGGACGACGUGGCAUCCUCUACCUGCGUGUCGCUACUGAAGCGCGUUGCUCGCGGCGGUCGUACAGUAGUGUGUUCUCUGCACACGCCGUCAGCGCGGUUAUUCGCAGAGUUCGACCAUGUGUAUGUGGUCGCUAACGGGCGAUGCGCCUACCAGGGCACCGCCGCCGGUGUAGUACCUUUCUUGGAAGAGCUGCAGCUGCCUUGCCCGAAGACUUACAACCCAGCUGAUUUCAUCAUAGAGGUCUCCAGUGGUGAAUACGGUUCCCACGCUGACAGAAUGGUGGCAGCCGUAGAGAACGGAAGAUGUCAGCGAUGGAGGGACUACACCGUCGAAACUGUGUCCAGUAUAGAAGAAGAUCUGGACUUGGAGCAGCUCAAUGCUGGAGGAGUGGAGGCUCACAAUUAUAAACAUGGCAGUACGGCGUGCCAGCAGUUCUUGGUGCUGCUGCGAAGAAUGCUGCUGCAGACUGUUAGGAAUAGGGAUUACCUUUGGCUACGGGUGGGUCUGCAUGUGUUCCUUGGUUUCUUGGUCGGUACUUUAUUCUACCGGAUGGGGUAUGAUGCCUCCAAAACCAUCUUCAACUUUGGCUUCUGCUACGCCUGCAUCAUCGCCAUGCUGUACAUACCGAUGAUGCCGGUUCUACUUGCAUUUCCCAAAGAGGUACAGCUGGUGAAGCGCGAAUACUUCAACCGCUGGUACGGCCUGAAGCCUUACUACGCGGCGUUGGUCGUGUCCCGCACUCCGGCUACCAUAUUCUUCAGUCUGAUCUACCUCGCUAUCACCUACCCUCUGACGUCACAGCCUAUGGAGAUCAGUAGGGUGCUGAUGUUUACGACAAUAUGCAUAAUGAUAGCGCUCAUAUCGGAGUCCAUGGGCACUGUUAUAUCGUCGAUGUUAAAUGUCGUGAACUCAGUGUUCCUCGGCCCAGCGAUCAGCGUUCCUCUCAUGCUGCUCGCUGUAUACGGCAUCGGUUACGGGGACAUCCCGCCCCCUCUUGUAUGGAAACUGGCUCGAUCCUGUUCCUUCCUUCGGUACGGCAUUGAGGGACUUGUGGCCGCCAUCUACGGACCCCCGCGCCACGACCUCACCUGCCCCGACAAUGUGGACUACUGCGAGUACAAGAACGUCGGUUAUUUCGUGAAGCUAAUGGGGAUGACUGGAGUUUCCUUUUGGGUCGACUUUGGAAUCCUUGUGCUGAUACUUUUUGCCAUGAAUCUUUCGGGAUACUACCUUCUUAGGCAAAGAUUGUCUCCAAACUAUGCCUUUAGGGCUAUAAAAGUCAUUGGGAAUUUCAUCAAAAUCAAAAUGAGUGGUAAUUACCACUGA
Chilo suppressalis (striped riceborer) is the source of this 1917-nucleotide messenger RNA. The record is from the annotation of a GenBank genome assembly. NCBI's taxonomy places the organism in Eukaryota, Metazoa, Arthropoda, Insecta, Lepidoptera, Crambidae.